Messenger RNA from Linum trigynum, 850 nucleotides. NCBI's taxonomy places the organism in Eukaryota, Viridiplantae, Streptophyta, Magnoliopsida, Malpighiales, Linaceae. The record is from the annotation of a GenBank genome assembly.
GUCAAAUAAUUUUAUUCGAACCUUCGUUCUGAAGAUAUCAGUUCAAGGAGAUUCACCACCGUGGUGCAUGGUCAUAUGCUGACCAUUCCUAUUGCUGCUUUGGGAGGAAUCCUUGGAUUCUCUUCUAAGGGCCUCGACAUCAUACAUCCCACAGAGUUUUGGAAGCAUGAGUUCAAUAUUUCUACUGAGUAUGGAAACUUCUCAACUCAACCCACUGGUGGCUCAGAAGUCCCUAUACCUAUUAGCUGGCUGCCACCAAGACUGAGAAUCUUCCACUAUUUCCUAACUCGUGUGAUCCUCCCUCGGACUUUCAAUCUUGAAAGAGUUCUGCCGAUGGAUCUUUGGAUCACCUCCUGCGCCACUGCUGGGCACAAGCUGGACAUCACUCAAAUAAUGUUUGGUGCUUUCCUCCCUGUUGGAGACGAGCACUAUCAAGGGCUUCUCCCUUUUGGAUCAAUCAUCACCCGCCUUUUGAUAAAGCUUGGAAUUGACCUCUCUGAUUAUCGUAGUGUGUCCUCCACUAUUUAUGUCAGUUCUUUGAAUGUCCUGAUGGUCUUAGACCUUCCCACUGACAUUCCACCUCCUCCUCUCCCCUCUGCUUCACUUCUUGGCCCUUACCCCAAGACUGCCUCUCAUGCUAAGAAAUCUAAGCCUCUCGGGGAAUCCAACAAAUCAGUCGGCCUUGUUUUUACCUUGUCUGAAGGAACAUCUUCCUCAGACGACUCUGCUGCAUCUGCACCUUACUAAGGAUUUCCUGCCUGCAGUUAUUUUGUAAUGCUGACCCAUAUGUGGACUUGCUUUGUUUUCAGCUUUUAUGUUUUCCUACUAGUAAUAGAACUUUUGUAAUGCG